GGUACAUUCAAUGUUAGCGAAUGUAAACCGAGACUUUCCGAAUCGUCACAAUCCUCCGAUGAACAUACAAGCAGUGACGUCAAAUACUCAAAUAAUCAUCUUUUAUGUCUAAAAUGAGUUUUAUUUUGUAUUUACUUAUUAUUGCUAUGAUAUUAGUGUUCUUAAAUAUCUUCUUGAUGAUCUACAUGGACCAAAACGACAAGAAAUUGCAGCCAAAUGAACAUUUUGAAUACCAGUUGGACAAUGAAUGGACAAAUUCCCUUUAUAAAAUGAAUUUGGGAAAAUUAAAAAAAAUUCAUGAACUUCCAAAGGACAAGAGUGGUGAAUACUAUAUCAAUAAAUACUUCAUACAAAGUCAACAUGAAUCCCUACCACAUGAUGUUGUUCUUGUCACUCACUGCACAGAAGAUCAUCUAUAUCGUUUGAUUUCUCUUGCCAAAUUAUGGCAAGGAUCAAUAUCUGUAGGUGUUUUUGUACCAAACAAUGCCCUACGCCAGACUUUAGAUAUGUUGAACCUGCUUUAUCAAUGUUAUUUCCACAUUCGUCAACAAGUAUCAAUCCAUUUGAUUCACCCAGUAGCCAUGAUCAUGAAUAAUGCAGCUGAUACUUUGAUAGAUGCAAUGGAUAAAUGGAAAAGAAAAAAUAUCAAUUGUGUCAAGGCACUUGAAUUUUUCCUCAAAAGAAGCCAAGAUGAUGCAAAAAAUUAUGCAAAAAAGAUAAAUUAUCCAAGUAAUGUUCUUAGAAAUGUUGCGAAACAUGGUCAUUCCUCAAUCUAUUCCCUUGUCAUGGACAUUGAUUUAGUUCCAAAUCAGAACUUGAGAAGCAAAUUCUUAAAAUUUGCAACACAAAAUAAUCUAUUCAACGGAGGAAACAGCUUUUAUAACGAAAAAAGCGUGUUCGUUUUGCCGGUGUUUGAAAUGAAUUCGGAAAGCUACGAAGAAGUUCCGAAAGAAAAGUCGCAAUUGUUAAAUAUGCUCGAUAAAAGUAUUCGUCCUUUUUAUUAUGAAGUUUGUCAAAAAUGUCAGAGACGAACGGAUUACACAAGAUGGAAGAGUUUAGAUAAUUCUGAGAAUUAUUUCGAUGUUGGAUACGAAGUUUCGUGGAAAGAUCCAUGGGAGCCCUUUUUCAUUUCACCAACGUCCGCUCCAGAUUAUGAUGAGAGAUUUAAACAGUAUGGCUUCAACAGAAUAAGUCAUGCUUGUGAACUUCAUAUGGCUCGAUAUCGUUUUUUUAUUUUGAAUCGAGGCUUUCUUCUUCAUCUUGGAUAUAAAGACAAAAACUCGUUCCACUCAUCGAAAAACGACGAAAAUAAUCGAAACAGGAGACUUUAUAGGAAUUUAAAAACUGAACUAAAACAGAAAUAUCCCUUUUCAAAAAAUCGAUGUUGACGUCAUCUGAGCUGCGCCUAGGUUUUUAAUGAUCAAAAAAUCUUUUCUCUUAUUUAGCCUCAUUUUUAAUUGUAAAUUGUAUAUUUUUUCCGAAGUUUUAUUGACAGUGUAAAUAUGUACAAAUCGAAAUGCUAGAUUGUCCUUUCGUCCAGCAAAUGAAUUAAUGAAAAGAGUUUAGGGAAUUGAAAA
Messenger RNA from Xenia sp. Carnegie-2017, 1577 nucleotides. Its product is annotated as beta-1,4-glucuronyltransferase 1-like. The transcript is spliced from 7 exons. The record is from RefSeq and is a predicted model, not a curated record. Gene Ontology annotation, molecular function: glucuronosyltransferase activity. Bases 105 to 1388 code for a protein of 427 amino acids. Lineage: Eukaryota; Metazoa; Cnidaria; Anthozoa; Malacalcyonacea; Xeniidae.